Molecule: messenger RNA, 4758 nt
Organism: Theobroma umbraticum
Lineage: Eukaryota; Viridiplantae; Streptophyta; Magnoliopsida; Malvales; Malvaceae
Product: formin-like protein 13
Source: RefSeq, a predicted model, not a curated record
CUCUCUCUCUCUCUAUUCUAUCAAAUCAAAUCGUUGCUGUGAAAUCUUUUUGGUUUUCAGUAUCAAACAAAAACUACUACAAAAAGAAAAUACACCCACCAAAUCAUUUCCUUCAACCGCAAGCCUAAAGCGCUUCAAUUUAAUUCGAAUAACUGUCACAUUCCAUCGGAUAAAACAAAUAGAAUUUUCAUUAUUCAACAUUCAACAAACUCCCUUCUUUCAAGGACAAGGAUUCUGGAGCAAAGACAUGGCCUUGUUUCGUAAACUCUUUUACAGGAAGCCACCUGAUGGCCUUCUGGAGAUCUGUGAACGUGUCUACGUUUUUGAUUGCUGCUUUACUACUGAUGCUUGGGAAGAAGAAAACUACAAAGUCUACAUAACGGGAAUUGUUAGUCAUCUUCAUGAUCACUUCCCCGAUGCUUCAUUCUUGGUCUUCAAUUUCCGGGAAGGAGAAACGCAAAGCCAGAUGACUGAAUUCUUAUCCGAGUAUGAUAUGACGAUAAUGGAUUACCCUCGUCAAUAUGAAGGGUGCCCGUUACUUGCAAUGGAGGUGUUCCACCAUUUUUUGAGAUCAUGUGAAAGUUGGCUCUCACUUGGUCAGCAAAAUUUGCUUCUAAUGCAUUGUGAACGAGGUGGUUGGCCGGUCUUGGCUUUCAUGCUGGCUGCAUUGCUGUUAUAUAGGAAGCAGUACAGUGGAGAGCAGAAGACGUUGGACAUGAUAUACAGGCAAGCUCCCCGUGAGCUUUUGCAGUUGCUGUCACCUCUGAAUCCAAUUCCUUCACAGUUGAGGUAUCUACAGUAUGUCUCGAGGAGGAAUGUGGCCUCAGAAUGGCCGCCUUUGGAUCGAGCUCUCACCUUGGAUUGCGUCAUUCUUAGAUACAUUCCUAAUUUUGAUGGAGAAGGAGGCUGCCGUCCAAUAUUUCGAAUAUAUGGACAGGAUCCUCUUCUUGUUGCUGAUAAAACUCCAAAAGUUUUGUACUCAACUCCCAAAAGAGGCAAAUUUGUACGGCAUUAUAAGCAGAAAGAGUGUGCGUUAGUUAAAAUUGACAUAAAUUGCCAUAUUCAAGGUGAUGUUGUGGUUGAGUGUAUCAACUUGAAUGAUGACAUGGAAAAAGAGGCGAUGAUAUUCAGGGUUGUGUUUAACACUGCUUUUAUAAGGGCAAACAUUUUGAUGCUUAAUCGUGAUGAGAUUGAUAUAUUGUGGGAUGCUAAGGAGCUGUUUCCAAAAGAAUUUAGAGCUGAGAUUCUUUUCUCAGAAAUGGAUGCUGCUUCUUCCAUUAUUUCCAUGGAUUUUCCUUCCUUUGAAGAGAAAGAAGGUCUUCCUAUGGAAGCAUUCGCCAAAGUUCAUGAAAUCUUUAGUCAUGUUGACUGGUCAGAUCCUAGGGCAGAUGUUGCAUUUAACAUGCUCCAACAUAUAGGUGCAUCAAAUAUUGUCCAAGAAAAGUCUGACAGUGAUAGGAAUAGCAGUGUGGAUCUCAGCCCUCGGCUGCGGAGACUAAGUUCUAAAACACUUCAGGAUGAAACAAAGUUCACAGUAUCACCACGUAGCCCAAGAAGUCCUGCAUCUAUCGGUAUGAAGAUUCUAUCUGCAUUCUCACAAAUGUCAUCUCUUGAUUCUGAUACAAGUAAGGAGGCUAAGCCCCAAGACUCUCGCAUUGAACCAUUCAGUCAGUCUGGUGUCAUGCACCAACAAAAUAACCAGUCUACUGCAGGGCCACUUCUGCAUGAUUCUGUGUCAUCUGUUAGUCAGGUCAGUCAUCUAACUGCAGCAUCUGCAGAUGCAGUAAAUGAUUCUCCAGUUGUGUCACAUAAACCGAAAGCUGUUGAAACUAAAAGCAUUUCAGUUUCUCCACAAACACCUUUAUCUGCCCCAGUUCAACCUCCCUCUACUUCUAGUGCAACAAAAGCAGCUCUUCCUCAUCCCCCACCACCUCCUCUUUCUUCAGCAUCAGAACCGCCAAAGUCUUCACCUGCUAUAGAAAUUGGAACUUACUUACAAGAAGGCAAGUCUGCAUUAGCCAAAGAUGCUCUUGUAGGCAAGACUCCAUUUGCAGCAGCCACUUCAAAGGCUUCCCCUUCUUCCACCUCUCCAGCCCUUGCAAUAGCUUCAACUGUGCCACCUCCUUUAACACCACCUCGCAAGGAGGACCCAGCUAUUAGAGCGAGCCCUCCUGCAGCCCCUCCACCUCCUCCAACACCACCUUCGAAAGAGAAUCAAACUGUCAGUGGCGUACAUCUGGAAGCAUCUCCACCUUUGGAGGAAAAUUUAGCUCUUAGUCCUAGAAUUCCAGCAGCACCUACACCUCCUCCUGCAUCUCCCUUGAAUGAAAUUGCAGCUGUUAGAGAUGGACCUCUUGCAGUUCCACUGCCACCUCCUCCUCCAGCAACUGUUAGAGCUGGGUCCCCUGCAGCUCCUCCACCACCACCUCCUCCUCCAAUGCCACCUUUGAAGGAAAAUUUAGCUUCUAGAUCUGCACCUCCUCCACCUCCACCACCUCCACCACCUCCUCUUCUUUCCAGGCAAGCAGCAAGUCCUGCAGCUUCAUCAUCAGCACCCCCACCACCACCGCCACCUGCCCCUGCCUUGUCAUCAAGUUCUUCUCAAGUUCCUGCUGCCCCACCACCUCCUGCUCUCUUUCCUAAAAAGACAAAUGGUGUUUCUCCAGAACCUCAAGCUGUAGGUCAAGGAUCUUCAGCUCCUGCACCACCACCUUUUAGUCCUUCGACAAAUUCAAAGAACAGACUUUUGUCACGUACUAUUAGUUCAAAGAGUCAUCAGACCAAGAAACUAAAGCCAUUGCAUUGGUUGAAGUUAUCUAGGGCUGUGCAGGGUAGCCUAUGGGCUGAAGCACAAAAAUUGGGUGAAGCAUCUAAGGCUCCAGAGAUUGACAUGUCAGAGCUUGAGAAUCUUUUCUCAGCAGCUGCUCCGAAUACAGAUCGUGGUGGAAAAUCAAGUUCGCAGACUGCACGUGGGCCAAAAUCUGAUAAAGUGCAACUGAUUGAUCACAGAAGAGCAUAUAAUUGUGAAAUCAUGCUUUCAAAAGUGAAGGUGCCCUUGGCUGACUUAAUGAGUUCGGUGCUUGCCUUGGAGGAUUCAGCAUUGGAUGUUGACCAGGUUGAUAACCUCAUAAAAUUUUGUCCUACCAAAGAGGAGAUGGAAUUGCUAAAGGGCUAUACUGGAGAGAAGGAGAAGUUAGGGAAGUGUGAACAGUUCUUCUUGGAGUUAAUGAAAGUUCCUAGAGUAGAAUCCAAGCUCAGGGUUUUCUCUUUUAAGAUACAGUUUGGCUCCCAGGUUUCUGACCUCAGACGUAGCCUUAAUGUUGUGAACUCUGCAGCAGAGGAGAUAAGAAAUUCUGUCAAAUUGAAGAGAAUCAUGCAGACAAUUCUUUCAUUAGGAAAUGCUCUGAAUCAGGGAACUGCAAGGGGUUCUGCUGUUGGAUUUAGGUUGGACAGUCUUCUUAAACUAACAGAGACACGUGCACGGAACAACAAGAUGACUCUCAUGCAUUACCUUUGCAAGGUCCUUGCUGAUAAGCUUCCAGAUCUACUAGACUUUUCAAAAGAUGUUUCCAGUUUAGAACCUGCAUCAAAGAUACAACUGAAAUAUCUAGCAGAGGAAAUGCAAGCCAUAAGCAAAGGAUUGGAGAAAGUUGUGCAGGAACUGUCCAGUUCCGAAAAUGAUGGGCCUGUGUCAGAAAAUUUUCGUAAGACUUUAAAGGAGUUCCUUUGCUUUGCCGAAGCUGAAGUAAGAUCCCUGGCUUCACUAUACUCAGGGGUGGGUAGAAAUGUGGAUGCAUUGAUUCUUUAUUUUGGAGAGGAUCCAGCUCGCUGUCCCUUUGAACAAGUUAUUUCAACUCUACUCAAUUUUGUGAGGAUGUUCAAUAAAGCUCAUGAAGAGAACUGCAAGCAGCUUGAGCAGGAAAUGAAAAAGUCAGCGGAAAGUGAGAAGUUGAAGAUGAAUGCUUCACAGAAGGAAUCAGAAAACUUAUCGCAAACUUCUAUUGCCAGCAGCAAUGUCAAAUGAUUCAGAGAGAUCAACCUAAACUGCUUUCCCUUCUCAGGAGCAGAAAAUUUAUAUAUACUCCAAAAGGGCCAGAGGCAUUCGAACAACUGUUUGCAUUGGCAGAAAACAUAAGGUGGCGGCUUUGUUGUUGAGAGGAGAACAUAUGGUUGACUGGUACAAUCAAAAUGUGAAAUGCAAAUACGAAAGUGAUGCAUUUCGCUGCUAACUCGAUGUUCCUGAGAGGCAAGCACUACCAACCACCAAUCCCAGUUCAUUUUCAGUCAUUUUGCCUAGUUUAGCUUAAUGCCUGUGCCUCUUCAUUUCUUCCCUUGCUGCACAAUAUAACUUACUGAUGGGGUCUUAUCAUUUUUGUUUGGAGCACAGAUACUGGGUUACUUCUGUAAGCAACUUGUAAAUUAUCUUCACAGAACUUGUAAGUAGUUUUCAAGAAACAUUUUUUUGGGGAUUGUGAAUCUCAUUUUCCCCCCAUCAAAAAUUUUGUUUUCAUUCCCGGAUUUGCCAAGUUUUGCUUUGCCAAUGUGCGCUUUGUUUCUCAACAAUAAAUAAUUGUGGGACUGUAUAUCUGCCACAUCUAUUGAUGGGCAUCCUUUCCACCAUGAAAGAUCUCAAGCUUCAGCUUUUGAUUUUUACAGAGUUUGUGAACUUAAAAGGAUCAUAUCUGAGGUAGCAAAGUAAUGCACCAGGUUUAAUUUUCCAUGUGCUAUGCACCCUGGAGCUUGACCAAAAGUGGUUGA